This is a messenger RNA of Salvelinus fontinalis (brook trout), 28672 nucleotides long. RefSeq names its product nesprin-1-like. The record is from RefSeq and is a predicted model, not a curated record. The transcript has 151 exons. Gene Ontology annotation, molecular function: protein binding. Bases 640 to 27621 code for a protein of 8993 amino acids. Gene Ontology annotation, cellular component: membrane. Lineage: Eukaryota; Metazoa; Chordata; Actinopteri; Salmoniformes; Salmonidae.
GCAUUACACAUGACAUCCACACAACACAAGCGUGGCUCCUGUCCUCUGGAUCAUGGGAGAAUAACAGGAAGAGGAGGGAAGGAUGGGAUGAUGGGAAAUAUCGUAAAUAUCUGUCUCUGUUAGAGGGGUUUCCAUUGCCUGCUCUGGUCUGUGUGUGUGUGUGUGUGUGUGUGUGUGUGUGUGUGUGUGUGUGUGUGUGUGUGUGUGUGUGUGUGUGUGUGUGUGUGUGUGUGUGUGUGUGUGUGUGUGUGUGUGUGCGCAUGUGUGGUCAGGGUGUGUGUGUGGUCAGGGUGUGUGUGUGGUCAGGGUGUGUGUGUUAGGGGUGUGUGUGUAUGUCGGUGAGUAGGAAGGGAUUGAGGCUGCGUUCCUGCAGCUAACCCCCAGCAGCUCAGCUCUGUGUUGUCACCGGGAAACAAGCGACCAUCCAGGCUGAGGCAGCCCAGAUCUGUUCUGCUUCCUGUCUGAAAUAAAAGGGAAAGGAACAGCUGUGGUUGCCCCUCUUUCCUCGGUUUCUUUUUCCACUGUGGAUGGACUGUCAUCCUCUGCUCAGACAGACAGAUAGACAGACAGAAAGAGGCUCACAACAAGCUCACAAUGUGAAGGGCAUAAGGAGGGAGGUGGCGAGCAUGUGACUGGAGAAUGGCUCACUAUAAGGAUGUAACUGUCAAAAAGAGCUCUUCUCUUAACUUGGUGACGGGAUUCUUUCAGUAUCUCCGUGAUGAGCAAGAAGCAGUACAGAAGAGGACUUUUACUAAAUGGAUCAAUUCCCACUUGACAAAGCGUAAACCACCUCUAGAGGUCACCGACCUUUUCGAGGACAUCAAAGAUGGGGUGAAACUGUUAGCUCUAUUGGAGGUGCUGUCUGGACAGAGACUGCCGUGUGAGCAGGGCCGCCAGCUGAAGAGGAUCCACUGGGUGUCCAACAUCGGCACCGCCCUCAGGUUCCUCGAAGGCAGGAAGUCUGUGUACCGAGGAUCCCCGAUCAAGCUAGUCAACAUCCAUGCCACUGACAUAGCAGAUGGUCGACCAUCCAUUGUCCUGGGGUUGAUUUGGACUGUCAUCCUCUACUUCCAGAUCGAGGAGUUGACCAGUAACCUGCUAGCCUUGGAGGCCCUGUCCAGCAGUACCUCCUCAGUGGACAGCAUGGCCAGUAACUCAGAGACAGGCAGUCCCGCCUUGAAGAGGGAGGUGGUACCCAAGAAGUUCCAGGGCAACGCCAAGAAGGCCCUCCUCAGAUGGGUACAGAGCACCGCUGCCAAUGGUCAGGGCAUCGAGGUAAAGGACUUUGGUGCCAGUUGGCGUACCGGUGUGGCGUUCCACUCUGUGGUCCAUGCCAUCCGCCCAGAUCUGGUGGACAUGGAGGUGGUGAGGAGGAGGAGCAACCGGGAGAACCUGGAGGAAGCCUUCUCAUUGGCCGAGAACGAGCUGGGCAUACCACGCCUGUUGGACCCAGAAGAUGUGGAUGUAGAUAAACCAGAUGAGAAGUCCAUUAUGACAUAUGUUGCUCAGUUCCUCAAGCACUAUCCCAACCCCCACCACUCUGAGACAGAUGGGCAGGAAGAAGAGUAUGUUCCUCAAGAUAUAGAGCAAAUGCUCCAGGUGUUACAGAGAGAAGAACGGAAGGUUCUGAGGGAGCUGAAGGUGUGGCUGGAACAGUUGGAAAGAGACGUGCUGCAGGUGCAGGAGGCAGAGGGCAACAUCACCGACAAGUACCAGGGCUUCAAGAGUUUCCGUGUGCAGUAUGAGAUAAAGAAGAAGCAGACAGAGCCGCUGCUGCAGCCGGUACACAAAGAUGGGAAGUUGUCUGUAGACCAGGCCCUGGUCAAGCAGGCGUGGGAACACGUCUCUAGCACGCUCCUGGACUGGCACAUCCAUCUGGAUAAGUGGCUGCCUGUCCCCCUGGGGGUGAUCGGAGCCUUGCUGCAUCGAGCUGAGAUCGCCCUGAGAGAGGAGAUUCCCAUCCAACAAGCUCAUGAAGAGACAGCUAAUGUGAUCCAGAGGAAGCUGGAACAGCACAAGGAGAUCCUGAAGAACUUGGAGUCCCACAAACAGACGUUCCAGCAGAUCCACCGAGACGGAUCAGUAAACGGGGUCCCUGUCCCCCCCGAACAGCUCCAAGACAUGGCCGAAAGAUUCAAUUACGUGUCCACAUCAUCUUAUGCCCACCUGAUCAAACUGGAAUUCUGGGAGAUCAAGUAUCGUCUGAUGGCAUUUCUCAUCCUGGCUGAGUCUAAGCUCAAGUCCUGGAUCAUCAAAUAUGGCCGCCGUGACUCUGUGGAACUACUGCUACAGAGCUACAUUACCUUCAUCGAGGGACACAUGUUCUUCGAACAGUAUGAGACAACGUUUAAGGCACUCAGGCAAUCUGCAGAUGUCUACGUCAAGUCUGAUGGUUCAGCUGAGGAAGCAGAGGUUGUGGGUAAGUUCCUGUCGGAUGCGUCGGCCCAGUGGAGGAACCUGUCGGUGGAGGUGCGUAGCGUCCGUAGCAUGCUGGAGGAGGUCAUCUCUAACUGGGAGAAGUACAGCAGUACGGUGGCCGGACUGCAGGCCUGGCUGGAGGACGCAGAGCAGAUGCUCAACCAGUCAGAGAAUGACAAACGGGACUUCUUCCGGAACCUUCCUCACUGGAUCCAGCAGCACCUGGACAUGAACGAUGCAGGGAACUUCCUGAUUGAGACGUGCGAUGAGACUGUCUCCAGAGACUUGAAGCAGCAGCUGCUCAUUCUCAACGGGAGGUGGAGGGAGCUGUUUGUUAAAGUCAAACAUUAUGCUAGAGUGGACGAGGUGGACAAGUGGAAGCAGGACUAUCAGGACUGUAUCGCUACUCUCAAAACCUUCAUGGAUGCAACCAACGACAAGAUGACUGCCCCUGUCCAAGUGUCCUUCCUGAACGUCAGGACAUUCGUUCAAGAUGUUGAGGACAUCAAGAACAAGGUCCCGGCCAUGGAGGCAGCCUGUAAGACAGCCAGCCGCACCGCCCAGCUGCUGAUCAAAGACACGCCCGCGGAGGAGGUCUCUACCAUGCUGGCUGUCAUGGCUUCUAUCAAGGAGGAGAUGAGCAAGAUAAAGGAGCGGUCCCUGCCGCUGCUACGGGAUGCCCAGUCCCUGCUGCCUGCUCUGGAGGAGAUGGAGAAGAACAUCACAGGGUUCUACCAGGCCCUGGAGAAGGCCAGCCGCAUCACCUGCUCCAGGGACUCGGAGGCCCACGGGGACUUCAAACAGAAAUGCCAGGAGCUGGUGACCUUCACCCAGAGCUGUAAGAAAUGUCUGACUGUGAUAGAGAAUAACCAUCAGAGUGUCCAGAGAACCCUGGACAGCAGUAAGACCCUACAGCACCUGGACAUGGCCCUGCUGCAGAAGAGAGCCGCCGACCUCCAGGCCUCCUCACAGGCAAUGAUCGAGGAGUCUACUGAGUGGAGGAAUCAUGUGGAGGUCAACAGCCGCUUAAUGAAGAGGUUUGAUGAGUCCCGUGGCGAGCUGGAGAAGGUGCUGAAAGUCGCUCAGGCUUUUCUAAAUGAGAGAGGCAACCCAGAAGACCUGCUAAAAAAACACACGGAGUUCUUUGGGCAGCUGGACCGGCAGGUCCUCGAUGCGUUCCUGAAGGCCUGUGAUGAACUGACAGACAUAGUGCCUAAGGAGGAGCAGCAGAGUCAGCAGGAGACAGUCAGGAAACUGCACAAACACUGGAAGGAUGUCCAGACAGAGGCUCCCUACCAUCUGCUGCAUCUGAAGGUAGAGGUGGAACGGAGCAAGCUAAUGGUCUCCAUGCAGGAGUGUCAGUCAGAGCUGACCAGAGAGAACAGACACCUGGCUGGCAUGGGGAGUGAGAGGCUGAUCAAGGAACACAGGGACUUCUUCAGGGAGAAGGGUCCUCAGUCUCUGUGUGAGAAGAAACUACAACUGAUGGAGGAACUGUGUCAGAAGCUUCCGGACAGCAACCCAGCCCACCAGACCCUGAACAGCUCUAAGAAGGCCUACUCUGAGCUCUGGGAGGAGAUAGAUAGCACCCAUCACAAUCUGAUGCAGCACCCUGAUAAGUGGGAGGAGUUUAACACCAGGUUCUCCGAGUUGUCAGCCUGGCUUUCGUCUAAAGAGAGCCAACUCAGACUGCUCAGGAACAGAGCCAACGACCCCAGCAAGCACGGACAGGUCAAGGCCACCAUAACAGAGCUGAGGAACGAUGCAGAGCUGCAGGAGGGGAACCUGGGCUGGCUGAAGUCCCGGCUGGCUGUGCUGAUAGAGAUCUGCUCCGAGACGGAUGCACAGAGUCAGGCUGGGGCAAUUAAUAAACUUUCCACCAACUUCAAGGGCCUCCUCUCCUAUCUCACUGAGUCUGAGAAGGUGGUGCUGGCGGUGGGGGACUGUGUGCAGUUCAGGGAGGAGGUGCGUGGUGCACUGGAUGAGCUGGUGCAGGGUCAGCAGGAGGUACACCUGGAGGUGACCAGGAUACUGGACUCUGAGACCGUCAGGGAGGCCCAGCAAUUGCUCCAGGUUCACCAGCAACAGCUGAAGCGUCUACGUAUGAAGAGGAAGGAUGUGAGGCAGCAGAUCGAUAGGGGCCAUCAGCUACAGGCUGAGGAGGGGCUGGGGGAGACCUUACAGCAGGACCUACAGAGUCUGGAGACAACACUCAGCAAUAUGGACCACACCAUGGACUCACAGGAGCAGGAGUUAGAGGUGACUCUGUCUGCGUGGCAGGAGUUUGACAGCCAGCAGAGGACAGUGCAGGAGUUUGUUACCAGGGCGCUCUCUGUCAUAGACAGAGACCUGAACUUUAGCAGCCCAGAGAGCCUGGCUACUGAACUGGACCAGGCCAGGGUCCUUUUAAAGCAGAGUGAAGAAGAAGCCUGCAUGGUGAACACCUUGUUGAGGAAAGCAGCAGAGAUCCAGCUUGGCCCAAAGAACACCACCUUGUUACUGGAGCAAGCCCGCUCCCUCAGCGAACAGCUGGACAAAGUGGAGGCUGGCCUCAAGAAAGACGCCAAGGCUCUUGAUGGGAUGAAGAAUCAGUGGACUCGGUUUGGGACAGAGUUUGAGACCUUCUCCUCGUGGAUCUCUGAGAAAGAGAAAGAAAUGGAUGCUCUAAAGAGUUCUGCUGCUCCACUUGGACAACAGAUCAACACAGUAAAGGCGGUGGGUGUGGAGCUGGGGGACAAGGCGGAGGUGUUAUCCCAGCUCGAGGCCCACUCCCAGGCCCUGGCCCAGUUCAUCUCGUCUGGGGAGGCAGCCCGUAUCAAGGCUCGGCUCACCCAGAUCGGCAGAUACUGGGAGGAGCUCAGGGAGAGUGUGGAGCAGCUAGAAGGACAGCUGCAGGAGAGCUCCUCCACACAGCACCGCUUCAACACCAGCCUGGAAGAGGCCAAAACAACACUUGGUGAUCUCCAUAAGAAACUGGACCAUCCUGUCACUUCCUGUACCUCCUCGUCAGAGACCUACAAAUGUCUCCAGAACCACAUGGAUGUGUCCCAGAGCUUGGAGAGCCUGAAGGCAGCCUUGUUGCCCCUGUCUGCUGGGGCACGUAGACUCAGUGACAGGGAGCAGGCUGAGAGAGCAGUGGCCGCUCUACAGACCAGCUAUGACCAGAGUCUAGGGCAGGCCAAAGAAAAACAGAACACACUGGAGAAAGUGCUGUCUCUAUGGCAAAAGUAUGAGAAGGAUCGUUCUAGCUUUGUAUCCUGCUUGGAGAGAUGUGAGUCUACAUCCAAAUCUGAGAGCCAUUGCCUGCCUGCAGAUAAAACCAAGCUGGAGAGUGAGCUGCAGGACCUGCAGGACUUGCAGUCUGAGGUGGUGUCGCUGGAGCCCCUUCAUGAAGGCCUGGUGGCCUCAGGGACAUCCCUGUACCCCACCGCCCCAGAGGAGAAGGCAAGGCAGCUCAGUGAUGACUUAGAGCAGCUUAAGAAGAGAUGGAACUCCCAGAAUGAACUCAUCCCUUACAGAAUCAAGGAGCUCCAGAGCCAGCUGUUCCAGGUGGAGCAGUUUGACCAGUCCUUGUUGAAGUUCUCUCAGUGGUCUGAGACCCUCCUCUCCACCCUCCACUCAACCUCCCUGGUCAACAUCACUGACCUGCAGCCUGCUGUGGCCCAAGUCAAGGAAACACUAGCGGCUCUUCAGAAGCAGAGUGGUGUGAGGGAGAGCUUGGAGCUCCAGACAGAGGGGCUGUGUGCCUCGUGUGAACCCCAGGAUGCUCAGCUCCUCCAGGGGAGACAGGUCAGCUGCCUACAGCCCUACCUGGAGGUCCAGCAGCUGGCUGAGCUCCGACUGGACUGCUUGGGGAAGCUGGAGGCCUUCUUGGAGACCCACGGUGCGGCUGUGGGGGUACUACGAGGCUUGAGGCAGACGGUGGAGAGUUCAGGGAGCUGGGACCAUGGUCGGGUGGAGGAACUACAGAGAGAACUGGAGGCCAUCGUCCCAGACAUCAGCAGUCUGGAGACCCUGGCAGCCGGCCUGGACAGCAGCCUCUGUAAAGGCCACCUCCACAUGGUGAGCGGUGUGGAGGGGUCUGGGUCCCGGACGUCGUGCCGGGUGCUCGCUGAUGGUCUCAGCGGGGAGCUGGACACAGUGAGGAAUCUGCUUGGGACCAAGCAGAGCGAGGCAGAGGCCCUGGGAGCGCUAUGGAGCUCCUUCAGACAGAGGAAGGAACAGCUGUUGAAAAGCGUGGAGGACAUCAAGGAGAAGGCGGACCAGCAGAGCCUGCGAGAACCCAGCCCACUCGCCCUGCAGCAGAGGCUGCGGUUCUUUAACCAGCUGGAGGAUGAGCUCCAGUCUCAACAACACGAGGAGCAGUGGCUCAGGGACAAGGGUCAGCAACUAGCCCAGAGAGAUGCAGAGCUGGCCGGGGAGGUUCUCAGGGAGAUCAGCCUCUUGGAAACCACCUGGGAGGAUACCAAGAGACUCAUAACUGACAGGCAGGAGCAGUGCAGUGUUCUGGUGGAGCUGAUGAGAGAAUACCAUAACCUGAGGACAUCCAUAGCCGCCACCAUGGAGAACACUGAGGCUGUGGCUGACAUCGGCUCGGCUCUGAAAGACCACGAGGAGACCAAAAAAUCGCUGGCUAAGCAUGAAGCAGUGAAGGCAGAGAUGUUGGCCAAGCAGAGUGACCUGGACCAGUUCUCCAGUAAAGGAAAACUUCUGCUGUGUGAUCUGAGGAAGAUCCCAGACUGUGAUGCUCAGCUGAUGACGACAGACAUGCAGACUCUAGUAGACCAGUGGCUCGAGGUGUCCGAGAGGAUUGAAGACAACAUUGAGCAUCUGAGCCAAAGCCUGGCGUUGUCGGAUGACGUGCAGCAGAUCAGUGAGGAGAUCGAGGGCUGGACCAACAGCUCAAUGAUGGAACUCAGUGAAAGCCUGAAUAACCUCAUUGGCAGCCAGAGAAUGGAGGCCAGACUCUCUGCAUUACAGUUGGAGAUGGGGAAGAAAGAGCACCAGCUUGUGACCCUGCAAGGGAAAGUGUCAGAACUGAAGCAACUCAACUGUAGCCAGGACACUCCCGCCAAACUACAGGUGCUGGAGGCGGACCUGAGGAAAAAGCUGAGCCAGGUGCAGAAGCUAUGUGAGCAGGCCAGGGGAAACCUCAGGGACUUCAGCUCCCAGAGAAAGCAGUUAGAGGACUACAUUACCCAGAUGUCUGAUUGGCUGAAGAGCAUAGAGCAGUCCCUGACGAGCUCACCGAUUGGAUCUGACCUAGAGGACAUCUGCAGAGUCAAGGACCUCCAGAAGGACCUUCAGAACCAGCAAGGCAGCAUAGAUUCCACCAGGGAGAGCCUGAACACUCUGUGUCGGAAGUACCCUUCUGAGGAGCUGGCUGGGCUGGGUAGUGCACUCACUGACCUUAUCAAGGGCUAUGAGUCUGUCAACCAGCUUUCCUCUAGGACCCUGGCCUCCCUGCAACACGGCCUGCAAAAACACUUCAACGACCUGGUUCGGGAGUUCCACAGCUGGCUGUCUGAGCAGAGGGAGGUAGUGAAGGAGUGCUCUGACCGAUCAGGAGACACUAGCAUCGUGCAGCGUAAACUCCAGAAGCUAAAGGGGGCGCUGGAGCGUGUGGAGGAAGGGGAGGUACGUCUGACUCAGGUGUGUGAGGAAGGGGAGAAGCUCCUGCUCCACCUCCCUAAGGCCAGCGCUGGCCAGGUGCAGCAGCACCUCUCCUCCAUCCAGCAGGACUGGGACCGUUAUGUUGAGCAGUGUAGACUCAACCAGCAGGCCCUGGAGGACAGCACUGCACAACUAAAUGGGUUUGAGGGGCGUCUGAAGAAGCUGAGUCAGUGGCUGGAACACAUGGAGCAGAGGGUGACCUCAGAGCUGCCUGAGGAGAAACACAAGGGUCUUGAGAAGGCAACACUGGAGGGGGUGGAGGAAUACCACCAGGAAGUGCUCAAAGAGAGGGACUCUUUCGAGCGACUGUGUCAGGAGUCACAGGUCUUGAAUGAAGGUGGACGAGGCGACGGUGGUGAGACACGGGCGGCUGCGGGGCUGCAGUCUCAGCACCAGGCUCUGCUGCGAAGGGUGAGGGAGAGGCUGAGGUGCUGCCAGGUAAACCUACAGGAACAGGAGGCCUUUAAGGAGACCCUGCAGAGCACCUGGUCCUGGCUAAACGGGAUGAAGGAACGACUGGGGACCCUCAACAGUACCCUGGGGAACAAGGUGACGCUGGAGAAGAGACUGGGACUUGUACAGGACAUCCUGCUGAUGAAAGGCGAGGGCGAGGUGAAGCUGAACAUGGCGGUAGGGAAGGGCGAGCAGGUUCUGAAGCACAACAGUGUGGAGGGACAGGAGGCCAUCUGCUCCCAGUUACAGAACCUGAAGGACGCCUGGGCCAGCAUGCUCAUGACCUCCAUGAGUUGUCACAGUCGUCUGGAAUGGACGGUAGCCCAGUGGAGUAUCUACCAGGAUAGUAAGGGGCAGCUGCAGCAGUGGAUGGAGUCUGUGGAGCAGGAGGUGGGUCUGGCCCUGGACCAGCAGCCAGGCCUGAAGGAGAAGGCCUAUCUCCUGGAGCGCCUCAGAGCCCUCCAGGCUGACGUGGAGGCCCACGCAGGACCACUGGCCAGGCUGACAGAGACGGCUGCAGAGCUGCAUGAGAAGACAGGUGACCAGGCCUUUGGUCCGGAGCAGAGAAUGGAACUCAAUGCACACUUCGCUGACAUUACCGCUGUCGUCAAGGGUAAGGUUCAGGCCAUGGAGAACAGAGUGACAGAGCAUGAGCACUACUUGGAAGCUGUGAGGGACUUCAAUGAUUGGCUGGCCUCUGCCAAGGAGGAGCUCCAGCGCUGGUCUGACCUGUCAGGAGACUCCACCUCUGUAAACAGGAAACUUGCCAAAGUCCAGGAGCUGAUAGACUCCAGGCAGCGUGGCCAAGAGCGUCUGAGCCGGGUGCAGCGUUGUGGGGCUGCAACGAGGGACCACACUGGCUCCGCGGGCUUCGAGGCAGUGGAGAGGGAGGAGGCAGCCCUGCUGUCUGCCUGGGAGCAGUGGGAGCGUGGGGCACUGCAGAACAGGGCAGGCCUGGAGACUGCUCUCUCCCAACUCGCCAGCUCCGAACAGGAGUUUAACUGCUUGGCUGCUCAGCUGGAGGUGGACCUGCAGGAGUUUAGCAGUCAGCUACAGGAGUGGAGACACAGGCUAUCUCAGGCAGAGGGGAAAAACAGUAGGGAGGAGGCUGUGCAGGGCUGGCAGAUUGCAAAGGACACUCUGGAGGGUCUAGUCAAAAUGGAGCCCAUGUCAGACGGUCUGAAGUUCCAGCUCAACGGUCUGUGUCGGUUCUCCAAGGACCUGGGUACUCAGUCAGAGAGAGUGUCCUCCCUUAUCAAGGAGUACAACGGGCUGAGCCUGCAGGCCUCCAGAGAAUGCCAGAACAAAGAGAAGCUUCUGGAGCAGCAGUUCCGUGCCGCUUUCCGAGAGUUCCAGCAGUGGCUGGUCAAUGCCAAAAUCAACACAGCCAAGUGCUUUGAUGUGCCUCAGAACCUCAGCGAGGCCUCCUCCAGCCUGCAGAAGAUACAGGAGUUCCUGAGUGACAGGGAGCAGGGCCACUCCAAAUUAAAUGCUGUGGUGCUCAGUGGUGAGCUGGUGGUCAGUAUCGCUGCCAAGGACAGAGUAGACGCUGUCCGGGCCAAAAUGCGCAGUGCCAGAGAAGACUGGAAGACUCUGAUGUCCAACUUGCACCAGAGGGAGACUGCCCUACAGAACCUCCAGUCUCAGAUGAAGGACUUUGAGGCGAGUGUGGAGCCUCUUCAGGAGUGGCUGAACGGGACAGAGGUUGCUGUACAGGAGAGCAGCACACGACUCCACGACCUCACUGCCAAAAAGCAGGAGUUGCACAAGCUGCAGUCUGUGCUCGAGGAGUUAGCCUCUCAAGAGGUUCAGCUGAUAAGGCUCAGAGAGAAGGCCCAGCUACUGUGGGACGGACACGCGGCCAGAAAGGGCUUUGUCCACCGUGUCUCGCAGCUCUCCGCUCAGUACUUAGCUCUAACCAACCUGACCAAGGAGAAGGCUUCCCGUAUCGACCGUAUCGUCACUGAGCACCAGCUGUUCUCCCAGGGGCUGAAAGAGCUGCAGAACUGGGUGGCCGACACCAGCCACAUGCUGCAGACCUACCGCACUCCCACAGCAGACAAAAAUGUCCUGGACAGCAGGAUGAUCAAGCUGGAGGCGUUGCUGACAGCACGUCAGGAGAAGGAGAUCCAGCUGAAGAUGCUGGUCACCAGGGGAGAGUCUGUCCAGAGGAACACAUCAGUAGAGGGUGUACCAGUAGUCUGCAAGAACAUCCAGGACCUCAAAGACUCCUGGGACACCCUGCUUUCCGCCUCCAUCCAAUGCAAAAGCCAGUUGGAGGGAGCCCUCUCCCAGUGGACCAGCUACCAGGAGGACGUGUGUCAGUUUGUGGGCUGGGUGGAGCGUGUUGAGGAGAGCCUGGACCCAAGAGACAAACAAUGCUCCGAGAUGAGAGACAAAACUGCCAACCUGGGAAAAGCCAAGCUUCUCUAUGAGGAGGUUCUUAGCCAUAGCAGUCUACUGGACACCAUCACCGUGAAGGGAGCCAACAUGGCCGAACACUACGUCACCCAGCUAGAGCUCCAGGACCUGCAGGAACGAUACUACACUGUCAAGGACAACACCAAGACUGCGGUGGGGAAGGCAGAAGAGCUGGUGCAGGCCCACCAGGAGUACGAGAGAGGCCUACAUGUGUUUGAGGCGUGGCUGGAGCAGGAGCAGGAGAAACUGGGCUGCUACACACAGCUAGAGGGGGAUGUGGACACUCUGGAGGAGACGCUUCAGAAACUACAGGAGCUGCAGGUCCAGUGCACGGAGGGCCAGGCCCUACUCAACACCCUGCUGGACAGUAGAGACCAGGUUGUGCCCUGGGGUGUCCCCCAAAUCGAGGACCGGGUCCUGGAGACCUUGCAGCGGGACUGGAAUCUGUACCAGGGGAAGCUGGGAGACACCAGAGCCCAGCUCAACAGUGCCCUGGCCAAGCUCCGCCAGAUGGAGCAAAAGUUUCAGGGUCUGGACAGCUGGCUGAAUAGCAUGGAGAGCAAAGGUCAACUGAGGAGUCAUCGCCGGUCGGACCGUGCCACCAAGGACGCUCAACUCCAACUGAUAAAGAGUUGGCAGGAGGAGGUGCUAUUGUACCAGGAGGAGGUGGAGGGUCUGAGUGUUCUAGCCCAGCAGGUCAUAGAUGAGACCCACAUCAGCAGCCGGGUUAGCACCAGAGCUACCCAGCUCACCUCUCGCUACCACACCCUGCUACUGCACCUACUGGAGAGCAUCAAGCAACUGCAGGUGGAGGUGUGUUGCAUCGAGGAGGCCCAGAAUGUGUUCAGGACCUUCUCUGAUUGGCUGAGCUCGGCCCAGAACAACUUCAGCACCAUGGCCAUCAGCAUCAGUGUAGUAGACCGUCUUACCAUGGAGAGGAAGAUGAAGACACUGGAGGCUCUUCAGGGUGACAUGGAGCAGGGCCACCGCUUCCUGAAGACGAUGCGUGAGAAGACAGAGCGGGCCGUGGCCUUCCUGGAGGAACCAGAAGCUGAGCAGCUGAGGGAGGAGGUGGAUGCUCAUAGAUCCCAGCUAGAGGGCCUGAUGGCUGGGCUACGCACGGAGCACAGCUCCCUGGAGAAAUGCAUCUCCCUCUCCAAAGACUUCCUGGACAAGUACAAGGUCCAGGCACAGUGGCUCGCUGAGACCAAGGCUUUGUUAAGCUCACCCAUCGAUCUCAAAGCUGAGCUCUACCAGAAGAAGGCUCAGUUAGCCAAAUAUAAGACAAUCCAGCAGACAGUGCAGUCCCACGAGUCAGCGGUGAGGUCAGUGGUCGAGAAAGGAGAGGUUCUGCUGGAUAUGGUCUGUGACCCCACCAUCAGAGACAACAUGAACAGGUUGCAGACUGACUACCAGGAACUCUGCACUGCAGCCAAGAGCCAGGUCCAGAGUCUGGUGGAGUGGGUGAAGGAGCAUGAGUGCUACAACAGUGAGCUCCAGGAGGUGGAGAAGUGGCUCCUACAGAUGUCCAGUAGGCUGGUCACCUCAGACUCCAUGCAGACCUGUAGUAUGGAGACGGCCACACAACAACUGGCCCGCCACAAGGCAAUCAUGGAGGAAAUAACUAGUUUUGAGGAGCGCCUGACCAGUCUGAAGGAGAAAGGAGAUGACUUGGUGUCCAGCUGUACAACGGACCAGAUGCAGGCUAAGACCAGCCAGCAGGUCAAGGCUCACCAUCAGGGCACCAGAGACAGCUACUCUGCCAUCUGCAGCAGUGCACAGUGUGUUUACCAGAGUCUGGACAGAGAACUGCAGAAGCAUGUCAGUCACCAGGACACGCUGCAGCAGUGCCAGACCUGGCUCUCCACCGUCAAUGAGGAGCUACUGCUGCACUGUCAACCUCCCUUUGGCAUGCAGGAGGCCCUCAAACAGGUGAAGCACUACAGGGCUCUACAGGAGCAGGCCAGUACGUACCUGGACCUGGUGUAUUCUGUGUGUGACUUGUCUGAUGAUGCUGUGAGAGCCACUGCUGCGGAAGUCCAGCAGGUCAAACACACGAUGGAGGAGAGGAUGUUGAGCUCCCAGGAGCUAUGUGAGGGCUGGAGGGAGAUAAAGGAGCAGAAGCAGGAGCUAUCUGAUCAGUUCCAGGAUAUGGAGCAGCAGCUUCUCAGCCUCUCCAGAAGACCAGCCGAGCUCGAGACCAAGAUCGCCCUCAACAUGCUCACCCAGGCCAAGGAGUUUAGCCAACAGCUGCAGAGUAAACAAGCCACCCUAUCCAGGAUGACAGAGAGUGUGAGUCGUCUGACUGCGGGCCAGGACAACCCGGAACAUGGGGAGAUAGGGCGUCUGAGCCAUGCCUGGCUGGGGUUGUUUCACCAAGCUAACAGGCUGCAGGGCCAGAGGCAGGAGGACCUGCAGAGGAUCCAGGAGUACCACAACUGCAUCACAGCCAUGGAGGCACUGUUUGAGCAAGUGUCCAAGGAGUGGGAUAACCUGGCCAGGACUGAUGCUGAAAGUUCAUCUGAGCACUUGGAGGCGCUGAAGAAACUUGCCGUAGCUCUCGAAGACCAGAAGGGAACUCUGGAGGACCUGAAGGACCAGAGGCAGAAAGUCACCCACGACCUGAACCUGGAUGACAAGGAGUUGGUGAAGGAACAGAUCAGCCAUUUUGAGCAGCGCUGGGUUCAGCUGCAGAGCCUCAUCAACAGGAAGAUACAGGACUCGGUGCUGACCCUGGAGGACAUGGCCAAGGUGGAGGCCCGUCUAAGGGAGGCCAGGGAGUGGGCCGAAGAGCAGCAGCCAGGCCUUUCUGAAGCCAUGAAGAUGAGUCCUCCUCCAGAGCUGGCCCAAAGCUUCCUAUUCGACCACCUCAGCAUUUGCAGCGAACUGGAGGCCAAGCAGCUGCUUCUGGCCCAGGCCAUGAGUGAUGCUGACCGUGUCCUGGCUCACCUGGGGCUCAACGAGUGCCAGCGCCUGCAGCAGCUCAUCUCAGACACUCAGGCCGAGGUGGAGUCACUCAGCGUGAAGGUGGCUCAACGCAGAAAGCACCUCAGCAAGGCCUUCACUGAGAGGACCCAGUUCUUGCAGGCUGUCAACCAGUCCAUCACCUGGGUCCAGCAAAAUGAGAAGAAAGCCCAGGCGGAGGAGUACAUUGCACUGCUACCUGACGACCUGGCCAAGCAGGUUAAGGCCUGCAGGAACAUCCAGAGCAGCCUGAAGGCCUACCAGAGCGAGCUGACCUCCCUGUGGUCUCAGGGCAGAGACCUGAUGAGGGACGCCACGCAGGACGAGAAGGUGGAGAUGCUCACCAAGCUGCAGGAGCUGCAGAACAUCUUUGAAAAAGCCCUGCAGAAAUGUGUCCAGAGGCUCCAAGAACUGGACAAGGUGCUUGUCUCCAGGAAGUACUUCAAGGCAGACCUGGAGAAGACGUGCCAGUGGCUGAAACAAGCAGACAUAGUGACCUUCCCUGAGAUCAACCUCAUGAAUGGCGACUUGGAGCUGAACGUGCAGCUGUUGAAGUACCGGCAGAUAGUAGAGCAGGCAAUGGAAUAUGAAAACCUCUUACUGAUCGUCCAGAGAACUGGUCAGGAGAUCCUUCCCACUCUGAAUGAAGUGGACCACUGUUAUUUGGAUGAGAAACUCAAUGCCCUGCCACAGAAAUACAACAGCAUACUGGCUCUGGCCAAAGAGAAACAGGAGAAGAUCGAGCAGGCCAUCCUAGCCAGAAAGGAGUACGCCUCAUUCAUAGACGUGACUCAUAAAGCAUUGAAAGAGCUUGAGGAGCAGUUCCAUAACUUAGGGAUGCAGCCUGUUGGUCUGCAGACAGAGGAGGUUGUGAAUUUACUGAGCGACUACAAAGCUCUUCAGGUUGAUCUGGGCAACCUUGGUCUGGCUGUAAGCGAACUGAACCAGAAGAAAGAAGGCUUCCGCAGCACUGGUCAACCCUGGAGACCUGAAGAGUUGACCCAGCUGGUGAGCCUUUACAAUGGGCUCAAGAGGCUCAUCGAACAGCGGGUGGAGCAUCUCAACGACACACUGGGGUCCUUCGAGGACCACAAGACCAUGGCCAUGCAGGUGGACUCUGAGCUAAAGGCUACCAAAGAAGAGCUAGUCAAGGUCAACGCAGAGACCCAGUCGGCGGAGGAGAGGCUGAAGAAUUACCAUGCCCUGGCCGGGAGUCUUCAGAGCGCCAGCUCUCACCUUUCCAGACUCAUGGAGCAGAUGGAUAACUUGGCUCCUCAGCUGGACAAGGCUGCCCAUGAGGCUUCCAGGGAACAGGUGGUCCUUUGGCAGGAGGAGCUGCAGUCCCUACAGUCUGCCGUGGGGGAGCUGAUAGUGGAAUGUGAGAAUAGGUUUGUCCAGAGUAAAGACUUUGAGACGGAGGUGAAGAGAACGCUGGACUGGCUGCAGCAUAUCAGGGAUGAGCUGGGCUGUGCUGUGGUAGUGGUGGACGUGAGGGUAGAAAAGGUCCAGGAAGAGAUCAGGAAACAGCAGAUAAUGCAGGAUGAGGUUCAGUCCAGGCUGAGGAUCGUGGCGGCCCUGAGCAGUAGGGAGAAACAAAAGUACACCAGCGCCAACGAACUGGUCCCAGCCUACGUUGACCUGAGCCUGGAGGAGAUGGCCAAUCUACAGGCUGAUGUACAGCAAGCAAUGAGUUUCAAACAGAUCACCCUGGAGCAGGCCUUGGCGUUGUGUCAGAAGUACCACUUCCGGAUGCAGUCUGCGUGUGAGUGGCUGGAGGACGCUGUGGCCUUCCUACAGCUGGCCAGUCUGGGGGUGGACGUAGAGAACUACGAAGAGUGUCUCCGCCAGCAGGAGGACAUCCUGGCCUCAGAGCAGAAGUUCCUAGACCACCUGCAAGAGUUGGAGGCUCUGCCCCCCCAGCUGGAGAACCUGGUUAACCCCACAGCCAAGGAACAGCUCAGACUGAAUGUGGAGUCUGCUCAGCAGAGAGGAGUGGAGGUCCGAGAUCAGCUGCAGAAUCACCAGGACGUCCUGAUCAGCUGUGUGGCCAAGUGGAAGUGUUACCAGGAGGCGAGGCAGACGGUGAUUGAACUGAUGAACGAGGCAGAGCAGAAGCUUACUGAGUUUUCCACCGCAAAGGCUGCCACCUUUCUGGAGGCCGAGGAGAAACUCAGGAGUCACAGGUCCCUGGUGUCGAUGGUGAAUGGGUUCCAGGAGAAGCUGACAGGGCUGGAGGAGCAGGCAUCACAACUGGAACUGGUGGGGAGUGAGGCCAGCAAGGCCACCAUCAGCCGCUCCAUGACCACGGUGUGGCAGCGCUGGACCCGGCUUCGCAGCGUGGCACGAGGGCAGGAGAGGGUACUGGAGGACACGGCCCAGGAGUGGAGGACCUUCAGAGAGAAGAUGGUGAAGCUGAGGAGCAUGGUGGAGGAUCUACAGAGCCGUAUUAUAGACUGUGUUGUGGAGAAGGCCUCCAAGGCUACCCUACAGUCUGUGUUGGACCAGCAUGAGCUGCUAAUCCAGGAUGUAGAGAGAGAGCUGUCCUCCCUCACCCUGCUGCGUCAGUAUGCCCUCAGCCUGCUCCAUGAUGUGGAGGUCCCUUCACCAUCAGCCACCUCUGGACAGGAUGAACUACCCAGUCUCAAGGAGAUCAGAGCAGUACAAGACCGCAUGGAAAGUCUGCUGCAGCAGGCGCAGACCAAGCGUACCCAGGCUGGGGUGGAGCUGAGGGACAGAGAGGAGGUAGAGAAGAAUCUGAGUGUGGUCAAAGCCUGGAUCCAGGAGACCAGGGAGAUGCUCCUCAACCCCACCUCAGAUAUAGAUGCUCUGCUGCAGGAGCUGGAGGUGGUUCACGGUGAUGUGAUUGGCUACCGUCAGCAUGUGGAUAAGAUAGCAGAGCAGCAGCAGAGCAAGUAUCUGGACCUGUACACCAUCCUGCCCUCAGAGAUCUCCAUGCAGCUGGCUGAGGUGUCCCUAGCACUGGGGGCCAUCCAGGAUCAGGUUCUAUCCAAAGAGAAAGAGAUCCAGAAGACAAGAGACAUCAAGGAGGACAUCAGUUCCAGGAUCCAUGACGUGUCAGAGAAGAUGAAAUCCAUCUCCACCAGUCUCAAUGACAAAGCCAGCGAUGUCCGACACGGUAAAGACGAGACCAAGUGUCUUUGUGAUGACCUGGAGAGCUGUCAUCGGACUCUGUCAGAGCUGGAUGUUGCAGUCCAGGAGUUCAGCAGACGGAACCCCAUCUUGGCCAAACAGCUGAGUGAUGCCAUCGUCAAGUUAGGAGACAUCCACCACCACACUGCCAGACUGGCCGAGUGUAGGACCAUCUGGUUCAAAAAGGCAGGGACCCACCUAGAGGAGUACAAUGAGAUGCUGGACUUCAUAGUGAGGUGGUCGGAGAAAGCCAAGGGCCUGGUGAGGGCCAACAUCAUCUGGAACUCCUCCUCUCAUCUGCAGGAACAGAUACGGAUGGACGAGUCCGUGCUGCGUGAGUCUCGAGAGCUCCAUGGGGACCUGCAGGCCAUGGGAGAGAAAGUGGAUCUGCUGUCUGAGGUGCUGCAGACGGAGAACAUGUCCCAGCAGGUGUGUGAGCUGAGCCGCCACACCGAGGAGCUCCAGCAGAUCAUCAGGACACGGCUGCAGAGCCUUCAGGACGCAGCCAAGAGUAUGGAGCCUCUGGAGUACGAGGUGAAGACCCUACAAAUGGCUCUGGAACAGGUCCAAGCUACAUUGACCUCUCCUGAACUUGCCCGACAGAGUCUCAAAGAACAACUGGCCCAGAGACAGCGUCUGCUGUCGGAGAUGGAGGGCUUCAAGCAGCAGGUGGAGGCGGUGCAGCUGUGUCAGAGCGCCCUGCGCGUCCCAGAGGAGGUGAUGCCUGGCCUGGCUAUCUGUCACACAGCACUGGGCCUACAGCAGGAGGCCAGCCAGCUACAGCAUGUUGCAAUACAGCAGUGCAACAUUCUACAGGAGGCUGUUGUGCAGUAUGAGCAGUAUGAGCAGGAGGCGAAGCACUUCCAGGGGCUGAUAGAGGAUGCCCACAGGGUCAUCCAGGACCAACCCAUUCCUACCAGCAACAUCCAGGAACUGCAGGCUCAGAUCCUACACCAUGAGGAGCUGGCCAAGAAAACCAAGGGUUACCAGGAGGAGAUAGCCAGUCUGAACUCGAAGUGUAAGAUGCUGACUGUGAAGGCCAAACAUGACACCAUGCUACUCACUGACACGGAGGGGGCGGGGCUUACCGUGGAGGACCUGGAUGGAGACACAGACAAACCGUCUGUUCUUAUGAUGACGGCUGGCCGCUGUCACACCCUUCUGUCCCCGGUCACCGAGGAGUCUGGGGAGGAGGGUACCAGCAGUGAGAUCUCCUCUCCUGUCUGUCGCUCCCCUUCUCCCAGCACUCACACACAGAUGGGACAAGACACCCUCCCCAGAGCUCCCGUACAGGAGCUAAAUGACCCGAUGUUUGAAUCUGAGGCUAACCUAGAUGACCUUCAACGCUCCUGGGAGACCCUGGAGAAUGUGAUCAGUGAGAAGCAGAGGUCUCUGUAUGAGGCGCUGGAGAAGCAGCAGUGCGACCAGGGUUCUCUUCAGUCUAUCUCCUCUAAGAUGGAGGCCAUCGAGGCCAAACUCAACAAGCCACUGGAGGCUGACCGGAGCACCGAUAGUCAUAUGGAAGCCCAUCAGGCUGUGGUGGAGGAGGUUCAGAGUCUGCAGGAGGAGAUAGACAAGCUGCAGACCAGCUUCUCAGACCAGCUUGGUUCUGCUGCUGUGGACGACCCGGCCGACCAGCUGGCCAUGCAGUCCACCCUCACUGUCCUGUCUGAGAGGAUGGCCACCAUACAGAUGAAGGCCUCAGGAGAACGACAGCUACUGGAGGAGCGUGUCAGUGACCGUCUAAAGGAGCAGCAUCAGGAGCGUGUCAGUGACCGUCUAGAUAAGCAGCAUCAGGAGCGUGUCAGUGACCGUCUAGAGAAGCAGCAUCAGGAGCGUGUCAGUGACCGUCAAGAGAAGCAGCAUCAGGAGCGUGUCAGUGACCGUCUAGAGAAGCAGCAUCAGGAGCGUGUCAGUGACCGUCUAGAGGAGCAGCAUCGGGAGCGUGUCAGUGACCGUCAAGAGGAGCAGCAUCAGGAGCGUGUCAGUGACCGUCUAGAGAAGCAGCAUCAGGAGCGUGUCAGUGACCGUCUAGAGAAGCAGCAUCAGGAGCGUGUCAGUGACCGUCUAGAGGAGCAGAAUCAGGAGCGUGUCAGUGACCGUCUAGAGAAGCAGCAUCAGGAGCAUGUCAGUGACCGUCUAGAGGAGCAGCAUCAGGAGCGUGUCAGUGACCGUCUAGAGAAGCAGCAUCAGGAGCGUGUCAGUGACCGUCUAGAGGAGCAGCAUCAGGAGCGUGUCAGUGACCGUCUAGAGGAGCAGCAUCAGGAGCGUGUCAGUGACCGUCUAGAGGAGCAGCAUCAGGAGCGUGUCAGUGACCGUCUAGAGGAGCAGCAUCAGGAGCGUGUCAGUGACCGUCAAGAGGAGCAGCAUCAGGAGCGUGUCAGUGACCGUCAAGAGGAGCAGCAUCAGGAGCAGACCUUACAACAUUACCUCAACCAAGCUGACCAGAUGGACCAAUGGUUGCUCAGCACCCGCGAAGCCCUCCGUCCCAGUGCUGAGGAGGAGCAGCUCAUAGACGGCCAGAACAUGCUGCAGGAGAUAGAGCAGAAGGUGGUGGCCCUGUCGGAGCUGACCAUGCGCAGCGAGAGCCUGCUUCUGGAGGGAAGGCAGGAGACGCGGAUGGACAUAAGGGAGGACACAGAGCAGCUGGCCAGGAAGCUGCGGACGCUGAAGGGAAGUCUGCUGGAGCUGCAGAGGAUGCUGCAGGACAAACACAUCAACAUCCAGUUCCAUGGCUCUCUGCAGGACCAGGAGGACAGUGAGUCUGACUCCACUCUGUCUCAGGGGCCCAGCCUGCAGGACUGCCUGUUCCAGGCCCACACCACACUCUCACAACACCACCAGGACAGCCUCCAGAGACAGAGGGAGCUGGAGGAGCAGCUAGCUGAACAGAAGAAGCUGUUACAGUCUGUAGCCAGUAGAGGAGAGGAGAUCCUGAUAAAGCAGGCCUCACCUAGCAGUGUCAGUAUGACAGAGCCCUUCUCUCCGGAGAUACUGCUGGAGCGAGAGUCCCAGGCUGCCCAGUACCAGAUGAGACAGAGGUGGGAGAGCCUGAGGAAAGAACUGAGCACCAAGCUCCAGCUCCUACAGAAAACCCUGGAACAAGACCACAAGCAACAGAUUUACUCCAGAACUGCCGCUGGGACCCUGUUUAAAGGAGAGAUGGGUAAAACAGAGGAUAAAUCUUCACUGAAGAUGUUAUAUGAGGGUUUCAGCCAAACGAUGGAGGAGAUGUCUUGUCAAACUGGGGCCUCUGAGGGCAAGGUAAUCCCCAUGGAGCAGCAUCUCUACCAAGCCGUGUCAGCUACCUCCUCCUGGCUGGAUGGUGUGGAGAACACCCUGUUCUCUGGUCCUGCGCUGCUGACAGAGAACGCUGAGACACAGCUACAAAACCAGGAGGCCUUAGGGAAGGAUGUCAGUGAGGUGACUGGGGAGGUGAGCCACAGUCGGGGUCUCCUAGGCCAACCUACAGGGCUGUGUGCGGAGGACCAGGUCCUGUUAGAGGACACACUGGACUGUUUGACAGAGAGGCUGCAAACUCUGGACUCUGCCCUGGAGCGACGCUGUGAACACAUGAGGACUAGGAUGCAGGAACUCACUGCCUACCAGACGGAGUCACAGCUUCUCCUUGCUGAUUUAACCGACACCAAGUGCCAGAUCCUUCAGACGUUGGCGGGAGCCACGGACAGACCAGGAUCCAAACAGCUUGAGGUCCUAGCUGAGGCUGAGGAGGGUUUGAGAGAGUUUGAGCAGAGGAUCACCCAGCUGAAAACAAGAGGAAUAGAACCACAGGCAGAACAGAUGUCCACCAAUGAGAUGCUCAAGCUACAGGAUGCCUAUGAGGAGUUGGUGAUGACGGUGGGCUCGCGGCGUAGCAGCCUGAACCAGAACAUGGCUCUGAAGGGGCAAUAUGAGAGGGCUCUGCAGGACCUGGCUGACCUGGUGGACACUGCUCAAGACAAGAUGGCCGGCGACCAGAGGGUCAUCGCCAGCUCUGUGGAGGAAGUUCAGAUUCUCCUUGACAAACACAAGGAGUUCUUCCAGGGUCUGGAGUCCCACAUGAUCCUGACAGAGACGUUCUUCAGGAAGAUCAGUGGCCUGGUGGUUCCCAGAGAGAAGCAGGCUCUGGAGGAGAUACUGACCCUGGCCCAGGGAGUCCUCAAACAGGCCCACAGGAGAGGGGUGGAGCUGGAGUACAUACUGGAGACUUGGAGCCGUCUGGUGCCGGACUACCAGGCUCUGUGUAUGCAGUUGGAGGCGGUGGAGGGUAGCAUCCCCACAGUGGGCCUGGUGGAGGAGACAGAGGAGAGCCUCACUGAGAUGAGUUCACUCUAUCAGAGUCUGAAGGGCAGACUGACGGAGCACAGGCACAAGCUGAUCCAGGUGCUGGAGGAGGGGAAGAGGCUACAGCUGUCUGUGUGCUGUCCUGGCCUGGACACAAAGCUCACAGUGCUAGGGGAACACUGGCUCAGCAACACUACCAAGGUCAACAAGGAGCUGCAGAGACUAGAGGCCAUACUCAAACAUUGGACCAGGUAUCAGAAGGAGUCGUCAGAGCUGAUUGGCUGGCUGCAGUCUGCUCUAGAACGUCUGGACUUCUGGAACAUUCAGGCAGCCGUAGUUCCACAGGAGAUGGAGACCCGCAGGGACCAUCUCUCUGCCUUCCUGGACUUCUGUAAAGAGGUGGAGUCGCGUUCAUCUCUGAAGAAUUCUGUGCUGACUGAGGGUAACCAGCUACUGAGGCUGAAGAGUGCUGGAACUGCAGCCCUGCGCUCUGACCUGGCCCGCAUAGACUCAGAGUGGACCCAACUAUUCACACUCAUCCCAGGGGUGCAGGAUAAGCUACACCAGUUACAAAUGGAGAAGUUGGCCUCUAGGCAUGCCAUCUCUGAGCUGGUCAACUGGAUGUCUCUGAUGGAGAAUGUGAUUGGAGAGGACGAGGAGAACCUGAAGGGAGCAGUGGGGUCGACUGUCAUCCAGGACUAUCUACAGAAAUACAAGGGCUUCAGAGUUGAUGUGCGCUGUAAGCAGCUGACGGUGGACUUUGUGAACCAGUCUGUUCUCCAGAUCAGUGAUCAGGAUGUGGAGAGCAGGCGCAGCGACCAGACAGACUUUGCCGAGAAGCUGGGAGUCAUGAACCGACGUUGGCAGCUACUACAGGGACUCGUCACGGAGAGGGUCCAGUUCCUGGAGACUCUGCUGGAGGCCUGGUUGAACUAUGAGAACAACAUACAGGGCCUGAAGACCUGGCUGCUCGCUCAGGAGGAGAGGCUGAAGAGGAAACCCAGGAUAGAGGACCUAACCUCCGUACAGAACGCUCUCAAUGACUGCCAGGAGAUGGAGGAGAAGGUGAAGGAGAAGGAGAGUGAGGUGGAGGGGGUGGAGGAGCAGGCCUGUGCCCUCAUCCAGAACAAAACCGACGAGGCCUGCGCUGUUGUCAUGGAGACGCUCCAAGCUGUCAAUCACACCUGGGCUAACCUGGACCACCUGAUCGGCCAGCUGAAGAUCAGCCUCGUGUCAGUGGUGGACCAGUGGAGUCUGUACAAGCUGUCCUCAGAGGAGAUGAACGGCUACCUGAUGGAGGGGAGGUACUCUGUGUCCCGUUUCCGCCUCCUCACCGGCUCCCUGGAGGCUGUACAGCUACAGGUGGAGAGUCUCCAGAGCCUACAGGAGGAACUGGAGAAGCAGGAGGGCAGUCUGAGGAAGUUUGGCUCUGUGACACACCAGCUGCUGAAUGAGUGCCACCCGUCUGUGUCCGACUCCCUCAACAAUACCCUGAAGGACGUCAACGCUAGGUGGAGCAGUCUACUGGAAGAGAUCUCAGAGCGUCUGAAGAGCAGCAAAGCCCUGCUACAGCUGUGGCAGCACUACAAGGAGCUGUAUGGAAAGAGCAGCUCCAGUGUCCAGCUACAAGAGGAGCAGGCUGACCGACUCCUGGAGACCGCCUGCACCAAGGACAUCACAGACGAGGAGGUCUCCACCUGGAUCCAAGACUGCAGCGAGUUGCUUCGUGCCCAGGCUCCAGUGAAGGCAUCUCUACAGGUUAUUCAGGAGCUAGGAGAUCAGCUGAAGCAGCAGGUGGACACAUCCGCAGCGUCCGCCGUCCAGUCAGACCACCUCUCUCUGACCCAGCGCCUGGCCACUGUGGAGCAGGCCCUCAGCAGGCAGCUCACUACACUACAGACGGGAGUCCAGGACUAUGAGACCUUCAGUGAGCAGCUGGGUUCCUUAGGUCGCUGGAUGGUGGAGGGAGAAGAGGCUCUAAAGGUCCAGGAUCCCAACAGUUCUUCUGACCUGUCCAUCAUCCAGGACCGAAUGGAGGAACUCAAGAGACAGAUCUUGAGAUUCAGUAGCAUGGCUCAUGACCUGGAGCGUCUAAACGAGCUGGGCUACAGACUUCCUCUCAACGACAUUGAGAUCAAACGCAUGCAGAACCUUAACCGUAGCUGGUCUGCAGCCAACACCCAAACCACUGAGAGGUUCAGCAAAUUGCAGUCAUUCCUGCUGCAGCAGCAGACGUUCAUGGAGAAGUGUGAGACGUGGAUGGAGUUCCUGGUACAAACAGAGGAGAAGCUGGCCGUGGAGAUCUCUGGGAACUACCAGAGUCUGAUGGAGCAGCAGAGAGCGCACAAACUGUUCCAGGCUGAGAUGUUCAGUCGUCAGCAGAUCCUCCACUCUAUAAUCAGUGAUGGCCAGAGGAUGCUGGCGCAGGGACAGCUGGAUGACAGGGAUGAAUUCAACCUGAAGUUGUCGCUGUUGAGUAACCAGUGGCAGGGCGUGCUGCGUUGCGCCCAGCAAAGGCAGGGUAUCAUCGACAGCCUGAUCCGCCAGUGGCAACGUUACAGGGAUAUGUCAGAGAAGCUGCGGAAAUGGCUAGUGGAGGUCUCACACCCCGCCGAGGCCCUACUGGCUGGGGCGCCCGUACCCCUGCAGCAGGCCAGAUCCAUGCUGGACGCAGUUCAGAUAAAGGAGAAGGUCCUACAGCGACAGCAGGGCUCUUACAUCCUGACAGUAGAAGCUGGGAAGCAGCUGCUCCUAUCUGCAGACAGCAGGGCAGAGGUGUCUCUGCAGGGAGAGCUCACAGACAUCCAGGAACGCUGGAGACAUGCCACCAUCUGCCUGGAGGAACAGAGGCGUGAGCUGGACAAGCUGAUGAAGGACUGGGAGACAUGUGAGAGAGGCAUCGAGGGUUCUCUGGACAAGCUGAGGGAGUUCAAACAGCAGUUAUCUCAGCCUCUCCCUGAUCACCACGAGGACUUGCAAGCUGAACAGAUGCGAUGCAAGGACUUGGAGAAGACGUUUGACGGCUGGACAGAAGACCUAGCCCACCUGACGGUGCUGAGGGAGUCCCUGUCUAGCUACAUCAGUGCUGAGGACCUGUCUGUCCUACAGGAACGCAUGGAGCUUCUGCACCGCCAGUGGGAGGAAAUCUGUCACCAGCUAUCCCUGCGGCAGCAGCAGGCGGGUGAGAAGCUGAAUGAGUGGGCUGUGUUUAAGGAGAAGAACAGGGAGCUCUGUGAUUGGCUUACCCAAAUGGAGAGCAAGGUCUCCCAGAAUGGAGACGUCAGAAUCGAGGAGAUGAUCGAGAAGCUACGCAAGGACUAUUAUGAGGAGAUAGCGGUGGCCCAGGAGAACAAGCAGCAGCUGUACCAGCUGGGGGAGAGACUGGUCAAGGCCAGCCAUGAGACCAAGGCAUCUGAGAUAGAACACAAACUCAGCAUGGUGGGCGAGCGCUGGCAACACCUGCUGGACCUCAUCGGAGCCAGAUUGAAGAAGCUGAAGGAGACUCUGGUGGCAGUGCAGCAGCUGGAUAAGAACAUGAUUAGUCUGCGGCCCUGGCUGACCCACAUAGAGACUGAGCUGUCCAGACCCAUCCUAUACGACACCUGUGACUCCCAGGAGAUACAGAGGAAGCUGGACCUGCAGCAGGAGCUUCAGCGUGACAUAGAGAAGCACAGCACAAGUGUGGCGUCUGCAUUGAACCUGUGUGAGGUGUUGUUACACGACUGUGACGUCUGUGCCACGGACACAGAGUGUGAUUCCAUCCAGCAGACCACCAGGAACCUGGACCGCCGCUGGAGGAGCAUCUGUACCCUGUCCAUGGAGAGGAGGCUCAAGAUUGAAGAGACAUGGCGUUUAUGGCAGAAGUUCUUAGAAGACUUUAUGCGUUUUGAGGAGUGGCUAGUGACCUCAGAGAAGACCGCUGCUCUACCCAACUCUUCAGGAGUACUGUACACAGUGGCCAAGGAAGAACUCAAGAAGUUUGAGGCGUUUCAGUUUCAGGCCCAUGAGAGCCUGACCCAGCUGGAGACGAUCAAUAAGCAGUACCGCCGUCUGGCCAGGGAGAACCGCACAGACUCCUCCUGUCGCCUCCGGGAAAUGUCCCACGACGGGAACCAGCGCUGGGAUAACCUGCAGAAGAGGGUGGCCUCCAUCCUCCGCAGGCUCAAGCACUUUAUCAAUCAGCGUGAGGAGUUUGAGACGGCCAGAGACAGCGUCGUGGUGUCGCUCACUGAGAUUGACCUGCAGCUCACCAACAUAGAACACUUCUCAGAGUGUGACAUCCGAGCCAAGAUCAAACAGCUCCGGGCGUUCCAGCAGGAGAUUUCUCUGACCACGGGGAAGGUCGGGCACAUCUUCCACCAGGGAGAGGUGCUGCUACAGAAGAGUGAGCCUCUGGAUGCAGCUGUUAUAGAGGAGGAGCUGGAGGAGCUGCGGAGAUACUACCAGGAGGUGUUUGGACGCGUGGAACGUUACUAUAAGAAGCUGAUCCGACGACCGCUGACAGGAGAAGAAUACGAUGUGUCAUUCUCGGACCAGGAGAUUGAACUGGAUGAACUUGGGGACCUGUUCAGCAUUCCCUGGAGUGAACGUCUUGGAGACCUGAGUUCCCCUCUGCCCUCCCUGACUGCCCCCCUCUGUACUGGGGCUGAGCGCUCGGGCAGGGGCACCCCAGCCAGCGUGGACUCCAUCCACCUGGAGUGGGACCAUGACUACGACCUGAGAAAGAGGCUGGAGAGUGCCAGCAGGGCCCUGGGCCUGGCCUCUGAGCACGAGGAGCACAGAGAGGAGGGGAACUACCAGGGAUCAGCUUCCGCUCUGUCAGGAGAGGGAGGUACACUGGACACCCACAUCCUUCAGUUGGACAGGGUUCUGGACACCAGCCGGUUACAUCUGCAACAGACAGAGAACGUCAUCCGCAGCAGAACCCCCACCGGGCCAGAGCUGGAUGCAUCAUACAUGGGAUAUAUGCGUCUGCUGGGAGAGUGUCGUAGCAGUAUAGACACAGUGAAGAGGGUUGGCUACGAACUGAAGGGGGAGGGGGACAAGGCCUCAGGACUUGCUGACACCAUUGAUGAUGAAUCACAAACAACAGGUGUGAUACAGCGCUGGGAGUUGCUGCAGGCCCAAGCCCUCAGUAAAGAGAUGCGUCUGAAGCAGAACCUUCAGCAGUGGCAGCAGUUCAACUCUGACCUCAACGCUGUGUGGGCGUGGCUGGAGCAGGCAGGGGAGGAGCUAGAGCAGCAACGGAGGCUGGACCUCAGCACCGACAUCCAGACCAUCGAGCUGCGCAUCAAAAAACUGAAGGAGCUGCAGAAGGCUGUGGACAAGCGUAAGGCCACAGUGCUGUCCAUCAACCUGUGCAGUGCAGAGUUUGUCCAGUCCGCCACAGAAGAGUCCCAGGACCUGCAGGCCAGGCUGAAAGAGAUGAACAACCGCUGGGACAGAUUGGGCACCUCUCUGGGGGAGUGGAGGGUAGCGCUACAAAAGGCCCUUAUGCAGUGUCAUGACUUCCAUGAGAUGAGUCACGGCCUGCUACUGUGGCUGGAGAACAUUGACCGCAGGAGGAACGAGAUUGUUCCCAUUGACCCCAUCCAGGACAGCAACACCCUCCAUGAGCACCACAAAACACUCCUGAAAAUCCGCUGUGAGCUGCUAGACACCCAGAGGAAGGUGUUGUCCCUACAGGACAUGUCCCUGCAGCUGCUGGUCAACAGCGAGGGCAGUGACUGUCUGGAGGCCAAGGAGAAGGUUCACGUCAUCGGGAACCGCCUCAAACUGCUCUUCAAGGAGGUGACCAGAGACCUCAGAGAGCUAGAGAAGAUUCUGGACAUUACCAGCAGCCAACAGAAUCUGUCUAUGUGGUCGUCAGCUGAUGAGCUAGACACCACCUCUGGUUCCAUAAGCCCGGUGUCGGGCAGGAGCACGCCAAGUCGCCGUCGAUCGCAACGGGGCAAAUGUAGUAUGUCACAGCAGACCUCUGGACCCUCUGUGAGCAGUCCACACAGAUCACACAGGUUUCGCGUCGCUGGGUCCGCUUCCUCCCCUUCUGAGGCAGAGGGGAAAUCCUCAUCGUCACAUUUCCUGUACCGCGUCCUAUGGGUGGCGGUGCCCCUCCAGUUGCUCUUCCUCUUGCUGCUGGUGGGCAUGGGCUGCCUGGUGCCAAUGUGUGAGGGUGAUUUGGACUGCACCCAGUCCAAUAACUUUGCCCGUUCCUUCCACCCGAUGCUACAAUACACCAACGGGCCCCCUCCUGUAUAGUCUUUCAUGACAGACCAAACAUUUGGUUCUGGGUGCCGAGCGAGAUUACAGCCUGGCCCUGGUAUGGAGACGAACCUGAGGAGGACAGUUGGGCUUUUUGAACUUCAUGACUGUUGGGGUUUUCACCUCUAUGGGUCUCUCUCCUGUUGUUUUCCCCCAAUAACAGUACGGGAACUGUUUCAAUGCUCCGCUAGUUUGCAGCUUCCAUGAAGAAUAGAGAUAUGGCGUUACGUCAUUCUGCACCUUGUGUUGCCGUGCAUAGGCAAGCACUAUAGGAUGCCAAAACCUUAGUUAUAUCUUCUUUGUUCUGUAUGGAUGAAGUACAGCAGCACUCUUAACUUGUCUUUUCACUCGUGUCAUCUUUUAGUUUUCUGUUAUGUUGUAUGUAUAGACGAAGAAGCGUCUUAGGGGCAGCAAAUGUAAGAACCAAAAAAAAAUUCUGGCGGCGGUCAGUGGAUAUCCCCUGGAUACACAUGCCAUGUAUUGCCAUUUGUCCUCUAGUUCAAUGCAGAGCAUAUACCCUGUGAAUGUGCCUGUUGUAACAAUUGAACACUUGUGAAAUAACAUUUUAAGAUUACUUAUAUUGCAAUAUUUUUUUUUUUACAUGUGUUUUGGCAUGCGGUUAUGAUCUUUGCUUAUGGGUGUGUCCGUGAUGAAUAUUUGAUUUUUAAUCUGAAUUAUACCUGGGCGUAAGAAUCUAUUUAGUCUGAAUUGUGUAUUGAAUGUGUAUGAAAGGCCAUAAUGAAGAGUUAUUUGCUAUAAACUGUUUAAAAGCAUAAGAAACAUUGACAAAUCAUGUGGACAUUUCUGAAUGAAAAUAAUGUACUGAACACACAUUGUUAUUUUUCUAGCUGAAAAUAUGGAUUCUACAAACUAACUAUUAAUCAAAAGUAUAACGAAUUAUAAAACUGUAUAUUUUCUAUCGCUCUGUGUGUUUAGUUUUAAAUGUACAACAGUCCAGGAUUACUUAACAUAUUCUGUACAUAAUAUAAAUGUAUAUCUAUAAUCUAUAUCUGACCCUAAAUUACAAAUAUUGAAUGCCAAAUUCUCA